This is a messenger RNA of Sphenostylis stenocarpa, 1248 nucleotides long. Lineage: Eukaryota; Viridiplantae; Streptophyta; Magnoliopsida; Fabales; Fabaceae. The record is from the annotation of a GenBank genome assembly.
AUGUCAAACCGAGUUUGCAUGAAAAAGUGGUUGUUGACACCAAUGGGUGUGAAGUUUGUGAGCAGACUGGAACACUCAACUCAUUUUUCCAUGUGUGUUCGAUCCAAAACAACGUCUGCUCAGUAUGUAGCAUCGAGAUUUCGAGACCCCACGUUUGAGAAACACAUGGACAACUACAAGAACCUUGUCAAGGUCAUUUACGUUCAAGACCUCAUCCUUGCAAACCCAAAAAACCCAUCAGUCUCCAUUGAUUUCCUGUCCAAGCUCUCCCAGAAGCUCCACCUAAACCGCGGAGCCAUUGCAUUCCUGCGCAAGUUUCCUCACAUCUUCCACAUUUACUAUGAUCAUUCCAAGUUGAAGCCCUUUUGCAGGUUAACUGACGCUGCUCUUGGUAUUACACGGCUGGAAGCGGAGGCCAUCAAUUCUUCUUUGCCUGUUGUUGUUGAAAGACUUGUUCGGAUACUGUCCAUGUCUGCAUCCAGAAUGGUGCCUCUUAGAGCUGUUUUUAAGGUUUGGAAGGAGCUUGGGCUGCCUGAUGACUUCGAGGACUCAGUUAUAUAUGCUAAUUCUGGUGUUUUUCAACUGUCUGAUGCGCAUGAACAGAAUACUCAUUUGUUGAAGCUGGUUGGUGGUGUUUCCAGCAAUGGCUUUAGGGCGGCUGUCGAGGAUUGGAGGGUUGUUGAGUGCUGCAAGGAGGACUGCAGUGUUGAUAGGAUGGAAAUGCAGUUCAGUUUCAGACAUGGGUAUCCUCCGGGAAUGAGGUUGAGCAAGAAUUUCAAGGCCAAGGUGAAAGAGUGGCAGAAGUUACCAUAUGUGGGGCCUUAUGAAGUGCUGGGUGAGAAGAAGUCUAAGGCUGGAAUGAUGGCCAUGGAGAAGCGAGCAGUGUCGAUUGUUCAUGAGUUCCUGAGUUUGACAGUGGAGAAGAUGGUGGAAGUUGAGAAGAUCAGCCAGUUUAGGAAAUGGUUUGGGAUUGAUUUAAAUAUAAGGGAUCUCUUCUUGGACCACCCAGGGAUCUUCUAUUUGUCAACUAAGGGUAAAAGACAUACUGUUUUCCUGAGGGAAGCUUAUGAACGAGGGCGUUUGGUAGAACCAAAUCCUGUCUAUGAUGCAAGAAGACGGCUACUUGAUCUUGUUGUUUUAGGACGUCGGGGUCUGCCAGCUGUUAAUUCAAAGUUGCAGGAUUCAAGCAGCUGCAAUGAGGUUAGGCGGGAGGAAAACCCGAAAAGACAUGAUUUGUCACCAUCUUGA